AUGCCGAAUUUGCUGUCGAGGAAUCCAUUCCACCACCAGGAUCAGGGCUCGAAGAGUAUGGGAACGGGAGGCCAGCAUUCGUCUCCCGGCAAGGGCAGUUCGCCGUCGGGAGGGGCUACGGUGACGAGGAACUCACGGUCGUUCCUGAACUUUAUGAAUAGACGACAGAGCAACGACUCUGUGAGAAGUGAGCGGUCUACGGACUCGCUGCAGACAACUUCGACGCCGUCGCAUAACGUGUCUCCGCAUGGGAACCCCCACGAGAGCACGAUGGCGACGACGACGUCGCCCAAGCCGUCGCACUCGAUGGCGGAGCUGAAGAGGUUCUUCAGACCCAAUCUGCACCGCAAGAACACUGGGGCGGGCGGACAUGGGCCGCAGCGGUCCUCGUCGACGAUCAAUUUGAACUUGCCGUUCACGCACCACCAGACAGGACACUCGAAGCACCAGGUGCCGGCGCAGGGACACCACCGGCAGCACCAGCAGCACCAGCCACAUUCGCAUUCGGAGCACCACGUCCACACGCAGUCAGCGAUACCGCCGAGCUCGGACUCGACGCUGUCGCUGUCGAACAACAUCAAUAUCUAUCACGACGAUGCGAUCCUGGCUCAGAAGUACGGGAAACUGGGCAAGCUGCUCGGGGCAGGGGCCGGAGGAUCGGUGAAGGUGCUCGUGAGACCCACCGAUGGGGCCACUUUUGCCGUGAAGGAGUUCAGGCCACGGAAAGCCAACGAGUCGGUGAACGACUAUGCCAAGAAGUGCACCGCAGAGUUUUGUAUUGGGUCGACGUUGCGCCAUCCCAACAUCAUCGAGACGCUGGAUAUCUUCUCGGACUCCAAGCAGAACAAGUACUACGAGGUGAUGGAAUACUGUCCGAUAGACUUCUUCGCUGUGGUUAUGACAGGUAAGAUGUCCCGUGGUGAGAUCAAUUGCUGCUUGAGACAGCUGACGGAGGGGGUCGAGUAUCUGCACUCAAUGGGGCUGGCUCACAGAGACUUGAAGCUGGAUAACUGUGUGAUGACUUCGGAGGGGAUACUAAAGUUGAUCGAUUUCGGCAGCGCCGUGGUGUUUAGAUAUCCUAUGGAGACUGAAGUGGCGAUGGCACACGGCGUGGUUGGGAGUGAUCCCUACUUGGCGCCCGAAGUCUUGACAUCUACGAAAAGCUACGACCCGCAAUGUGUCGAUGUCUGGUCCAUCGGGAUCAUCUAUUGCUGUAUGAUGUUGAAAAGAUUUCCUUGGAAGGCUCCACGAGAAUCAGAUGAGAAUUUCAGACUGUAUUGCUUACCAGAUGAUGUGGAACAUGAUUACGUUGCUUCCGCAAAACAUCAUGAAAAGUUACUGAAGGAAAGACGAGAAAGGCACGGGCCGCAUGAGCAUGUACAUGAGCAGCAGCCUCGCAAUGAUCCAGUUCCUGAUGGAAAAGACGUACCACAAGAACCGGCCGAGGAGAAAACGGUGAACAAAUCUAAGGUGAACGAAUCAGGAGACACCGAAUGCGAUAAGCGAUCCCAGGACCAAACAUCAGGAAACCCAAAGGAGGAUUUACAACCAAAAGAACCGAAAGAAUCGAACGAAUUGAAAGACGUGCAUCCCGGCAAUUCCAAAACUGAAAAGGUAGAAACCCACGAUCUGAGAUCUGUUGCUUCUCAUAAAUCUAACGGUCCCCAUCACAGGAAAGUCAUUCAUGGACCGUACCGUUUGUUACGUUUAUUGCCCCAUGCUUCGAGACCUAUAAUGUCCAGAAUACUUGAGGUAGAUCCAAGGAAGAGAGCUACUUUGGCUGACAUGUAUAAGGAUGAUUGGUUCAGAAAUAUCCCCUUCUGCACAAUGGAUCCGAAAAAACAAGUAAUAAGAGCACCAGGUCAUCAUCACACUUUGGUAAAGGAAGAAGACGCUCAUCUGGAGACUUACAAGGUUUAA
Torulaspora globosa is the source of this 1920-nucleotide messenger RNA. RefSeq names its product putative serine/threonine protein kinase HRK1 (gene HRK1). The record is from RefSeq and is a predicted model, not a curated record. The transcript has a single exon. Bases 1 to 1920 code for a protein of 639 amino acids. Gene Ontology annotation, molecular function: ATP binding; protein serine/threonine kinase activity. Lineage: Eukaryota; Fungi; Ascomycota; Saccharomycetes; Saccharomycetales; Saccharomycetaceae. Gene Ontology annotation, biological process: protein phosphorylation; intracellular signal transduction.